AUGGAAACUUACCUCCAAUACCGCCGGAUAGGGCGUGAACUUCAAAGACAACUUGAAUCCGACGUUGUGGCUGUUCGAAAACUGCCAUGCCUAUCUCGCCAAGAGACCCGUGUCGUCAAUGGGCGGCCAAUCCUUGUCGUCGAAUGGGACGGACCCGACGAUGAUUUGAACCCGCGCAAUUGGCCGUUCUUCAAACGUUUUUACGCGACAAUAAUCAUAUCACUCAUUGCAUUUAUGGUGGGCGCCGCCGCACCCAUCGAUAGUGCGGUGCUACCUCAAGCCGCCAAAGAUCUGGGGGUCAGCGACAUUGUCGAAACACUGGCAGUUGGAAUAUUCUUGGUCGGCUUUGGAUUCGGAGCAUUGAUUUGCGGCCCGUUCAGCGAGGUCAUCGGGAGAAACAUGACAUAUAUAGGGUCUCUUGCCUUCAUGUGCAUCUGGUUGAUGGCGUCGGCUCUGGCCCCAAAUAUCGGUGCUCAACUGGUCUUUCGAUUCCUUGCCGGCUUCAGCGGUGCUUCCCCUCUCGUCUGUGCCGGAGGUUCCAUUUCUGACAUGUUUACACCUCUCGAGAAAACAUACAUGUUUCCGCUCUUCUCGUUUCCGGGCUUUCUGGGCCCUGCCUUGGGCCCGGUGAUGGGAGCGUGGAUUCCAGAAUCACCAUAUCUCCAUACCUGGCGCUGGGCGGAAUGGGUUGCUCUUCUGACUGCUGGCGUCGUAUUCUUCUUGACGUUCUUCUUCCAGCCAGAGACAUAUUCACCCUUGCUGUUAAGCUGGAAGGCAACACAAUUGCGGAAGAUCACCGGAGACGAUCGAUACUACGCCGAACACGAGAUUGAGCGCAUCCCGCUAUCGACACGUUUGAGGAUCGCCCUGCCUCGUCCCUUCAUCAUGGCCUUUUACGAACCUGUCAUCUUCUUGAUCACUCUUUACAUGUCCGUCCUCUACGUCGUUCUAUUCACCUUCUUUGAUGGUUACGAGUACAUCUUCCGCCGGACAUACAAUCUCUCACAGGGCUUGUCCAACACAAUCUUUGUCGGCAUCGCCGUCGGUGUUUGUUUGGGAAGCGUAGUGAUCCCGUGGAUCUACCAAAGAACAUUGCGAGCACAGCAAAGGGCGGAAGCCCAGGGCAAAAAGCAAUUCGAUCCUGAAGUCCGACUGUGGUUUGCCAUGCUGGGUGGCGCCCCUGCCAUCCCCAUUUCCCUCCUGUGGAUGGGUUGGACUGCAUAUCCAAACGUGUCCAUCUGGUCGCCCAUCCUGGCGUCCGUGUUGUUCGGUUAUGGCGUGAUCACCAUCUUCAUCAGCUCAUACAUGUAUCUGAUCGACAGCUACGAGACAUACGCUGCGAGUGCCCUCACUUUCGCAACACUCGUCCGAUACUGCUGUGCCGGCGGCAUGACCGUUGUUGGAAUUCCAUUCUACCAGAAUAUUGGUCACCAUUGGACGCUCACAAUUCUGGCAUGCAUAAGCGCUCUGCUGGCACCAAUUCCGUAUGUGUUCUACAGAUACGGCUACAUUAUCAGGAGGAAGAGUCAAUUCGCCGUCUCGAGGUCCGUUGAGGAUGCCACACCCUCGAAUUCUGUGGAAUCAGGGUCUUCGGGCUCUUCGUCCUUGAGUAUUCCAAUUGAGCAAGGGAAAACGGAAGAAGGGGAGGAGCAACCGGAACAACGAAGGGACUCAUGA
This is a messenger RNA of Rhinocladiella mackenziei CBS 650.93, 1677 nucleotides long. RefSeq lists its product as uncharacterized. Gene Ontology annotation, molecular function: transmembrane transporter activity. The transcript has a single exon. The record is from RefSeq and is a predicted model, not a curated record. Bases 1 to 1677 code for a protein of 558 amino acids. Gene Ontology annotation, biological process: transmembrane transport. NCBI's taxonomy places the organism in Eukaryota, Fungi, Ascomycota, Eurotiomycetes, Chaetothyriales, Herpotrichiellaceae.